Labrus mixtus (cuckoo wrasse) is the source of this 5406-nucleotide messenger RNA. RefSeq names its product histone deacetylase 7-like. The transcript is spliced from 25 exons. Gene Ontology annotation, molecular function: histone deacetylase activity. The record is from RefSeq and is a predicted model, not a curated record. Gene Ontology annotation, cellular component: histone deacetylase complex. Bases 193 to 3027 code for a protein of 944 amino acids. Gene Ontology annotation, biological process: negative regulation of transcription by RNA polymerase II; chromatin organization. Lineage: Eukaryota; Metazoa; Chordata; Actinopteri; Labriformes; Labridae.
GCACAGUCGUGCUCCAGCGCGGUUGCACCACUCCCCUGUCAAAGCAGGAUCUAUCCUCUCCAGCCAGCCUGCCUGUCUGUCUGCUGCCUCUGUGAUUGACUGGAGAGACCUCUCAGUGGAUGUCAGCACCCCAACCUGUGGAGGUGAUCAUUAGAAAACCAGGUUUCAUCAUCCAUACAUGGGGAGCAGUCCAUGGACCUAAGUGUGAGCCAGAGGUUGCUACAUCCAGGCUCAGAUUCGGCCAUGCUGACCCCCCAUUCUCCCUUCUUCCUGGGAUCCCUCACCUCUCAGCAUUUCACCCAGUUGCCCCAGCAUCACUUGCAGUAUAACAUUGAGCAAAGGCAAAGAGAGAUGGAGGAGGAAGAGAAAAGAGAAGAGCUACAACAGCUGAUACGAAAAAGAAAACCUGGGCCGAGUGCUGUAUCCAGUCCCAUGGUAAGGCAGAAACUCCGGGAACACUUAAUAAUGAAGAGUCAGUCCACACACGACAGGGUGACUCCCACCCACAGCACUCCUACCCAGGGCUACAGGCUCCCAAAUCCUGACAUAUCCCCAAGUCCUCAGGCUUCCCCCUGUGACCAACGUAAAGACCUCGCUCUGCGCAGGACAGUCUCUGAGCCCAUUCUGAAGUGGAAGAUAAAGAAACUCAUCAGUUCGAGGCCAAACCCACUUCAUCGAAAAAUCAGUGCCCCUCCAUCCAUGAAGCACAGGACAGAAACUCUGGACUCGUCCACCAGCAGUAGCAGCAACCCAGCAUCAGGUUGCAGCUCCCCCAAUGACAGCCUCCAUUCAGACAACGGGGCGCUCCCACUGAAUCAUGAGGCACAGAGGUUGCUUCUGAAGGAUGGUAGUUUGGCUCAUUUCACUUUGCCUCCUAACUCGUCUGCUAUGCCAAACAUCACUGCUGGACUUCCUGCACAGGCCGACCUUCGAAUAGCGAGGCCGUUUGCAGUACCUGGUCUGCAUCAGAUCUUCCUGCCUCUGGAUGGAACCAAUCCAGCCCUGGCUCAGCGCCUCCAGCCGGUGCUCAUAUUGGAGCCACAUACUGGAAUAGUGCACUCACAACUUGUCUCCUUUCAUGGUUUGAACCCCGUUCCUCUGCAGCAGCACCAGCAGCAGCAGUCUCACCUGUCCAGAAGGGAAGGUCUUGUUUCCUUACCUUCUCACAGACCCCUGGAGCGAACGCGCUCAGAGCCCCCUCCCUACAGCCACUCGCCAAUUACACUGCAAGCAAUCCAUGAGACGCACAUCCAGCCCCAGCUGCAUCAGCAAUACACCCGUGGGCUGGAGAGGUUCAAACAGAAUGCACCCCUGAGCAAGAUCCCUUCGGAGGACAUGGACCUGGAGGAAACCGGAUCAGAAUUUGGUUCGGGACCAGGGUCCGCAUGUGGCUCAGAGCCGGGCUCAGUGGGUGAUGAAGGCUACUGCAGGAGACAGAGCAAUGCCAGCACAGACUCAGUUUACGACACAGAGUCCAGUACCUCUUCACGGGAGAGCUUGAUUGAGCCCUCACAUUCUCUCAGCCAGAGACAGGUGAUCCUUAGACAGGGUCAUCAGCUGGACCAUCUAGGUGUGCCUGCCGGAAUUUGGUCUCACCAGCGUCUAAUUCGAACCAAGUCCUCGCCGGCCUCCACCUCCCUGCCUCCUUCUCCACAUGCACCAAGCAACAUAUCUUCGCUGUCACUGUCCAGCCCUGCCACAGACGUCCAGUUACGCUACACCACAGGUUUGGCUUAUGAUGCUCAGAUGCAGAAGCACCAGUGUUCCUGUGGGGACAACAGCCGCCACCCUGAGCAUGCUGGGAGGGUACAGAGUAUCUGGUCCAGACUGCAUGAAAGAGGUCUUAGGAGCCAGUGUGAGCGUGUCCGCAGCAGAAAGGCAACUCUAGAAGAGCUGCAGUCAGUUCAUUCAGAGAAACAUGUUCUCCUGUUCGGCACCAACCCGCUCAACCGCCUCAAGCUGGACAACCGCAAGCUGACCGGAAUCUUAUCUCAACGGAUUUUUGUGAUAUUACCCUGUGGAGGAGUUGGGGUUGAUAAUGAUACAGUCUGGAAUGAGCUUCACACGUCAGCAGCUUCCCGUAUCGCAGCAGGAUGUGUCACAGACCUGGCACUAAAGGUGGCACAGAGAGAGCUGAAGAAUGGCUUUGCAGUGGUGAGGCCCCCUGGACACCACGCAAGUCACUCCUCCCCUCAGGGCUUCUGUUUCUUCAACUCUGUGGCCAUCGCUGCCAAACAGCUCCAACAAAAACUCAACGUCAGCAAGAUCCUCAUCGUUGACUGGGAUGUUCACCAUGGCAACGGUACCCAGGAGGCCUUCUAUAACGACCCGGGAGUGUUGUACAUCUCUCUUCAUCGCUUUGACGACGGCAACUUCUUUCCCGGUGGUGGACAUCCCAGCGAGGUUGGUGUAGGUGAAGGCGAGGGCUUCAAUGUGAACGUAGGAUGGACAGGUGGUUUGAACCCUCCCAUGGGUGAUGCAGAGUACCUGGCUGCAUUCAGAGCUGUGGUGAUGCCCAUUGCCCACGAGUUCUCCCCUGAUGUGGUGCUGGUGUCAGCUGGCUUCGAUGCUGUUGAAGGACAUUCAUCAUCACUGGGCGGCUACAAAGUCACAGCCAAGUGUUUUGGCUUCCUGACUCGUCAGCUGAUGUCACUGGCGGGGGGUCGUGUGGUCCUGGCUCUGGAGGGGGGCCAUGAUCUUAAGGCCAUAUGUGAUGCCUCUGAAGCCUGCGUCAGCGCCUUGCUGGGCAUGGAGGUGGAGCCUUUGUCACAGUCUGUGUUGGACCAGAAGCCGUGUGGAAACGCUGUCAAAACUCUGCAGAGUGUCAUCCAGGUUCAAGGUGAAUACUGGCAGAGUGUGAAGGAUUCAGCCGCCACAGUGGAUCUUUCCUACCUGCAGGCACAGAGACGACGGCUGCGACGGGACUCGGACAGCGAGGCCGUCAGCGCCCUCGCCUCGCUCUCGAUGAGAGCUGUUAGCCCAGACGAGGAAGUGACAGAAAAAGUGACAGAGAAAAGGUCUCUCUGAAGAAUGAACCACCUGACAGCUGCCUUCAACCAGGGCUCAAUGGAAACAAACUCACACACACACACACACACACACACACACACACACACACACACACACACACACACACACACACACACACACACAAAGCUAUGCAUUUGGAACAUUGCUGGAGGCAGAUGUCCUCCUCAGUUUGACCACUGUAUUCAUCACCCUCCACCUGCAUUACUACUGGCUGCAGUCUGACCACUCUGAUUCAACAUUAACCUUCACAACACACUUAUUCUCUUGCCUCUUCAGACUCUUAUUUUUGGGGAUAUCUGUCCCUGAACUGAAAAAGACAAUCAGAGGCCGAUCAAAUGAAGGAUCUGUACUCAUAGUAGCAUUGGGAGCUGAUGACAGGAUGUAGCAUGAACACACACUUGACAAAUCGCAGCUCUAAGACUUUCUCCUUGUAACUGACUCCCCAAAGACCUGUGAGGUGGACGUGCCGAUGAAGGAGAGCAGACGUAUCCUCUGCAAUUAAGACACUUCCCACUAUGAUGAUGUCAUUUGUCUGCAAGAGACAAAGAUCAAAUGAAGGAAAAGAUCAGGGUUUUCUGAUCAUUUUGCACUGCACUGUUCUGUAAUGUGAACCAGACCAGAUGGAGGAGACGCAGCCACGUCGGCCAUAUUGACUAUCAAACAUCUCGUUUGUCCCUGUUUUGUUGUUUAUUCAACUUGUCAUUAACUUGACCUAUGGCACACAUUUUUUUUUUUUGGAACGUCGGCCGGAGAUUUAUUUUUCUUUAAGAAUCCAGUAAGAGUGAAGCUACAGUGAAGUCUGAGAUACAUAUGGUUCAUAUUGUUCCUUAUGUCCACAUAUUUUCUUAAAUCUUUGUUCUUUUUCUUGGCCUGUCGGGUAAGCACAUGCAGUAAGACUGCAGAUGGCUGCCGUUAUUAUGUUGACAGAUAAAGACGACUCAGCAGUCUUUGAUGAAGCGCAACUUAAAUGUUUAGACAUACUGUAGUUUGCGUCGGUGGCAUUAAGUCACAAUGAAGAGCUAAUACCUCUAAUCAUAAGUGUAUCAUUUUCAGGGGAGGUGGGGGGGGGGUUCCUUUACAUGUCAGCGUAAAACAGAAAUGAUGAUGAUGAUGAUUCGUCAGUGCAGCGUGACCACUCAGAAAUCCUUGUCUGAAUGAGGAUGAAGAUCACGAUAUUGAUUUCAACAUUUGAAACGUCUCUCAUCAAAGGACUCUGUGGCACUAACGCACUCAGUGUGCCUUCAGGAUGGGAGGAUCAGAAUGGCUUGUCUUAACAUCUGAGUGUUAAAAAUGUUUUUUUUAAAUGGACCUGUGUUUCUUCCUGUGGAUUUGCAUUCCUGCUGUAUUUUGUAAAUGUAUUUUGUACUUUAGUUUUAUCUUAGCGAGGACACUGGUGCGUCCUCUUUACGUUACCGACGUAGCGUCGUUCUGUUUACUCUCAGCGUCCGGGACGUUUUCGCUCCCCGGACCGAACUACAACAUUUUUAGCAGUUACAAAUAAUACUGAGCUAGUUGAAUGUCCUCAAAGUGCAAUUGGACACAGGUUAAGCGCAACCAAAGUUUAUAAGAACAAUGUGCCGUCUCUGGACUGGCAUGGCUCAAAGAACUUCAAAGACUUUUGAGGACUUUGUGAAUGUUUCUUUUUUUUUUUUUUUUAUCCAAACAUUUGAAAAGCACAAAGAGAAAAAGGACGGACAUGAAACAAAUUCAUUCAUUAAAAAAAAAUGGACAUGACUUCUCUUCAUACAUUCAGACUCUGUGUCUUUGAAGUGCUCUUUGCAUGUCUAACACAGAUUUUACGGUGCUAUGGAUUAUUUUUCUAAAAUGUGGAGUUUUUGCCUCGGUUUGGUUUCUUUCUUUCUUUCUUUCUUUCUUUAUGUUGCAUUUUGUGAACGCAACUCAAAACCGGUGGAAUGUUUGGAAAUUUGAUGAAAAUGUGAAAAAAAGAAAAUGAUGCUGGGAGAGCGCUUUGAGCUCUGUAUCACAUGUGACAAUCCUUCAGGGGAGUGUAGCUUUAUUUACUUUUACAGCAGCAUUCAUGGCAGUGACCUGACAUAUCUCAUGUUUAAACUUUUGUCUUAAUUCAUGGAAAUUACUUAUUUUUCUAUCGGAUUUUAAAAAAUGAGCCCUGUUCGUACAUAGAGACCAAAUAACCAGCUCGUGUGCCUUGAAGUAUGAUGCAGACCAACCUGUGUGAAGGUAGCUUGAACAAACUGGAUCUUAAUGAGAUCUGAAGGCAGAAGUUUGAACAUAACUGACACUCUCAUUGGAGUUCUGUAUAGUGUACAUAACUUUUUCCUUUGUCGUCUUUGUCUUUUCUACUUUAGUUGUUCCCUUACAAAACUCCUUAAUAAAGGUUACUGCGAUUCAUUUGUA